Molecule: messenger RNA, 2101 nt
Organism: Pectinophora gossypiella (pink bollworm)
Lineage: Eukaryota; Metazoa; Arthropoda; Insecta; Lepidoptera; Gelechiidae
Product: 2',5'-phosphodiesterase 12
Exons: 8
Coding region: 288-2054 (588 amino acids)
Biological process (GO): nuclear-transcribed mRNA catabolic process, deadenylation-dependent decay
Cellular component (GO): mitochondrion
Molecular function (GO): 3'-5'-RNA exonuclease activity
Source: RefSeq, a predicted model, not a curated record
UCCGACGGAGUCACUCCGUUGACAGUGACAGUUCUACAUAAUCGUAUCGUCGUAGUGGUUACCUAUGUUAAAAUCCUCUUUCUUUGAUUGAUCUUACACGUGAUUUGAUUAGCACAUUUUGACAUAUUUUCUUUUCACGCAUUGGUGUCCAAUUCACUGCGUUUGGUACGGAUAUUCACCGGUCCGUUAAAGAGGGUAUAACCAGUGAACGGUGAAGCGAAGAACGAAACAUCAAAUUGAUCGAAGUGUUAAAGUUUUGAUAAUUACGGACGGUGUUUCGUCAGAUUAUGGUAUUAAGGUUACGUAGAUGGACUUAUAAGUUUUAUUCUGUAUUUAGUAUAUCAAGAACAAAAACCAUGAAUUUAGAGAAGUGUUACUUUAGACACAUACAGGAAGAAGACAAAAUAGAUAUAACUUUUUUGUUCAAAGUAAAAGAUUCAAUGAGACAAUUCAAUUUUAGUAGAAAACCUACUGAAAACUUGCUUACUCUGUUUACUAGAAUUAGUACAAAUGUUCAGAAAGCAGUUAACAAGGCCAAUAAAAAGAAGAAGAAGGAAGAUGAUUUGAAAAUUGAGGUAAAUUUUUAUGAUGUCAAGAAUAAUCCAAUCCCUGAACAGGCUACAUGUCAAGAAUUAUUCUCAUAUGAAGGUCCUUUAAAAUUAAAAGUUUAUGACCAAGAAUAUGAAGCAAUAUUCAAUGCCCCUUGGAUAGUCAGUAUAAAUCUGCCACAAAGCAUUUUAGCAGGUUUCCCAAUUUAUCCAGAAAAUUUUUGUACUUAUUACACUGAAAAACAAACAACAAUUUUUAACUGGUACAGGGGUCUACCAGUGAAUGAAAAUGGAAAUGUGAUUAGUGAUUGUCAUAUUAAAUGGGACUUGGUUGGAAAUGGAUUUACUUACAUACCCACCGCACAAGAUAUUGGUAUGAAGUUGAAAUUAGAAUGUAUCCCAGGUAAUAAAACUGCCACUGGGCCUGCUGUUGAAAUAAUAUCCAAAAACAAAGUUGAAGCUGGUCCCGGCAAGUGCCCUUUUGAGAGUAGGCAUAUGUUUACUAAGUCUAAACUCAGUGGAAAAAGUUUUCGAUGUGUGUCUUAUAACAUUCUGGCUGAUCUUUAUUGUGAUUCAGACUUUACUCGAACUGUGUUGCAUCCUUAUUGUCCACCUUAUGCCUUGCACAUUGAUUAUAGAAAACAGCUUAUCAUGAAAGAGUUACUUGGAUAUAAUGCAGAUAUAAUGUGUCUUCAAGAAGUAGACCGGAAGAUCUUUGUUCACUGCCUUCAGCCCUUUUUUGAGAUGCAAGGGCUAAACGGUUCUUUUUAUAAAAAAGGCAAAGAAGUAGCUGAAGGAUUAGCUUGCUUUUAUAGAAAAGAUAGAUUUAAAUUAUUAACUGAGGAAAACAUAAUUUUAUCACAGGCAUUGCAAACUGAGCCAUGUUUGAAUUCUAUUUGGACUGCAAUCAAAGAUAACCAACCAUUAAAUGAAAGAUUGUUGGAUCGGUCAACUGCAGCUAGUGCAACAAUCCUGCAAUCUUUGGACAAUGAUAAUGAGAUCCUAGUGGUUGGCAACACACAUCUGUACUUCCAUCCUGAUGCUGAUCACAUCAGACUCAUUCAAGGUGGCAUCGUAAUAUACUGGUUGAAAAAAAUUAGGAUGGACAUUUUAAAUGAGAAUUCAAAUAAAAAGGUAAGUUUGUUACUGUGUGGUGACUUCAACAGUGUUCCGUCAUGUGGCAUUUAUCAGUUGUACACAACAGGAAUAUCUCCAAGCUCUUUGCCUGAUUGGAAAUCUAAUAAGAAGGAGGCAGUGUAUAAUCUAACAUUAGAACAAGAUAUUCCUUUGGAUAGUGCAUGUGGAACUCCUCAAUAUACAAAUUUUACUGCUGGUUUCGCAGACUGUUUGGACUACAUAUUCUAUGAUAAAAGAAAUCUUACAGUUGAACAGGUGGUGCCAUUCCCAAGUGUUGAAGAGUUAGAAGCUCAUACAGCUCUACCAAGUAUAGUUUUUCCGUCCGAUCACAUAGCAUUAAUAUCAGAUUUACGUUUUAUUUGUAAAUAAUUUUUUGCAUAAUAUAUUAUAUUUAUAAGUAGAAAAAUGUAAUAUUC